Molecule: messenger RNA, 2844 nt
Organism: Pimephales promelas (fathead minnow)
Lineage: Eukaryota; Metazoa; Chordata; Actinopteri; Cypriniformes; Leuciscidae
Gene: cpne8
Product: copine 8
Biological process (GO): cellular response to calcium ion
Cellular component (GO): plasma membrane
Molecular function (GO): calcium-dependent phospholipid binding
Source: RefSeq, a predicted model, not a curated record
GAUGCUCGCAGUGUCUUUCCCUAGCACUCCCCCAGCACCAUGUCCACAGUGAUGAGCGGGUUGGUGAAUAUGGCGAGUCUCGCGGAUUUCGAGCCGCUCGCGGGAGUGAUCCCCGCCACCAAAGUUGAGAUCACCGUGUCGUGCAGAAACCUCUUGGACAGAGACACCUUCUCAAAGUCGGAUCCAAUUUGCGUGCUGUACACUCAGACGGUGGCGAACAGGGAGUGGAGAGAGUUUGGCAGGACAGAAGUAAUCGAUAACACGCUGAAUCCAGACUUUGUGCACAAGUUCAUCAUAGAUUACUUCUUCGAAGAGAGGCAAAACUUACGCUUCGAUCUGUAUGACCUUGACUCAAAGAGUGAAAACCUGUCCAAACAUGACUUCCUGGGCCAGAUGUACUGUACUCUGGGAGAGAUGGUGGGAUCUCAGGGAAGUCGUAUGGAAAGGCCACUCAUAGGCAUUCCUGGGAAGAACUGUGGAAGUAUUGUUGUGAAAGCUGAAGAACUUGGAAACUGUAGGGAGUCAGUACUGAUGCAGUUUUGUGGCAACAAACUGGACAAGAAAGAUUUCUUUGGAAAGUCAGACCCUUUCCUGGUCUUUUACCGUAGCAAUGGAGAUGGAACAUUUACCAUCUGUCAUAAGACGGAGGUGGUGAAAAACACACUGGACCCUGUGUGGCAGGCCUUCAAGAUCCCAGUCAGAGCGCUGUGUAACGGGGAUUAUGACAGAGCAAUAAAAAUCGAGGUGUAUGACUGGGACAGAGAUGGAGGUCAUGACUACAUUGGAGAGUUCAGCACCAGCUACAGGGAGCUCUCCAAAGGCCACUCUCAGUUUACUGUGUGGGAGGUGGUGAACCACAAGAAAAAGAAGAAGAAGAAGAAAUAUCUAAACUCAGGAACCGUCACUCUGCUGUCCUGCUUCAUUGAUGUUGAGGUCACGUUCCUGGACUACAUCAAAGGAGGCACUCAAAUUAAUUUCACGGUGGCGAUUGAUUUUACUGCGUCAAACGGCAACCCUUCCCAGCCUACCUCUCUACACUACAUGAGCCCGUAUCAUCUGAACGCGUAUGCACUGGCGCUCAGAGCCGUGGGGGAGAUUAUUCAGGACUAUGACACGGAUAAGCUGUUCCCUGCACUAGGGUUUGGUGCAAAACUACCACCCGAUGGCCACGUGUCUCAUGAAUUUCCCCUGAAUGGGAACCCAGAUAACCCAUACUGCAGCGGGAUAGAGGGCGUUCUAGAGGCAUAUUACCAGAGUCUGAAGUUCGUUCGUCUCUAUGGACCAACAUACUUCUCCCCUGUCAUUAAUCAUGUAGCAAGAUAUGCAUCAUUAGUAAAGGAUGGUUCUGAAUACUUCAUCCUCCUCAUCAUCUCGGAUGGGGUCAUCUCCGACAUGGCGCAAACUAAAGAAUCCAUCGUAAAUGCCUCUAGUCUUCCAAUGUCAAUUAUAAUCGUUGGAGUCGGGCCGGCCGAAUUUGACGAGAUGAUUGAACUAGAUGGAGAUGAGGUCAGGAUAUCAUCCAGGGGUCGCUUCGCAGAGAGAGACAUUGUGCAGUUUGUUCCUUUCCGAGACUACAUUGACCGCAGAGGGAAUCACAUUCUCAGCAUGGCCCGUCUGGCCAAGGACGUUCUUGCGGAAAUCCCGGACCAGUUCCUCCAGUACAUGAGGAGCAGAGGCAUCAAACCUCAGCACUCGACCCACUCCACCUCGUCCAAACCCCCGGCGUCGCUCGUGCACCCGCUGCAGACGCAGAUCUGAGUGAUCGCACAAACAUACGGUUCACUGUCACUCUCAGGAUCACACACGGCCUGUCCGAGGGAGACGCUGCUCUUGCACAUGCCGUCUUUCGGUGUGUAGGGUGACGUUAGGGAACUUUACGCCUGGCACUGUCCUUUGUCGGGCGUAGCGAGGUUUCAGAAGGGGUUUUAGACUGUUUUAAAGUAUCGAGUGGCCUCUUCUGUCAGUCAAACAUCAGAUAUGACUCCACAGUCUCUGUCUCUCACAUAUUAUCUCCGGUUCUUGUCAACAGACGUUUACAAUUGUACCGUUUUUUACAAAUGGAUGCUUUUUUGUACCUCAUGAAAACUCUGAGCUGCUUAACAAUGGAAUUUACUCAUUUUAUUACAUGACGUUGUAAAUAGAGCGAGUGUGAUUUUAGAAAAAGCGGUACAAAACUGAGAGAAACUUUCACCCACUUGUGCGAGGCCUUGGUUUUCAUUUCAUUGUACAGUAUUCGCUUUCAAUUAUUAGACUAUUUCGGUAUUCCGUAUUCUUGGUCGUUUGACUGCCUCAAACUGUAAAGAAUUUGUGCUUCGCUUUCACGGCACAAGCGCGGCACAGAGAUUUAACUGGAAAAGCCUUACUCUACGUUAAAGGAACCGUUCAGCCGAAAAUGAAAAUUGUGUCAUUAUUUACUCAGCCUCAAAGCACUCCAAACAUGUAAGAUUUGGAUUUAUAGCAUAUAAUUAUUAGCACAUUUUAAUUAAACGCUAAUGUCAGUCACUGAGCAAUCCCACAAAAUGUAGUUUAUGGUCAUGGAAAGAGAAGUAUUUAACUGAGAAGGUUAAUAACAAAAAUAAGCAUUAUGCUACGUUCACACCAGAUGCGAAUAGCGCGUCAAAUUCGUGCCUACCGCGUCUAGUUAUACUCUAGACCACUUUGAAUCCAAGAGCAUCUCGAAAGAAGCAAUCAGAAUCGAAAUCCGUUGGCGGCCAUUUUUUUAUGUCGACCGAGCAUUCAUCGAGAGAGUCAAACGAAUGCACAAAUAGCACUAAAUAAGUCGCGCGUAACGCUUAAGGCGCCAGACGCGCAAUUCGCGUGAACUUGAAGCGCUCUAUGCCUCAU